AGGGCAUAUUCGCCUGAACAGCACGGCAGGCGGAUUCCAGGCGAAAGUGGAGAGAGAGCUGGAAGGCUAGUGGAAAAAUGUCAGCGGUGCCUGAUGGCAAAAAACUGGUCCGAAGCCCAAGCGGACUCCGAAUGGUUCCAGAGAACGGUGCAUUUAACAGCCCGUUCUCGCUAGACGAACCGCAGUGGGUCCCGGAUAAGGAGUGUUCCAGGUGCAUGCAGUGUGAGGCCAAGUUUGACUUCAUCACCAGAAAGCACCACUGCCGGCGCUGUGGCCGCUGCUUCUGUGAUAAGUGCUGCAGUAGGAAGCUGCCGCUGCCCCGCAUGUGCUUCGUGGACCCCGUCAGGCAGUGCGGCCAGUGCAGCGCCACCUCAGGCAGGGAGGGGGACUUCUACGAGCGCCAGCUCCGAGUGCUCAUGGGGGGCGGGACCUUCCUGGUGACUCAGGGCUCAUCUGAGAAAUCAGAAACUAUGUCAUGCCGUCUGUCCAACAACCACAGGUACCUGUUCAUGGAUGGAGACAGCAGCAGCGGCAGCCAUUUUGAGGUGGAACUCUCCCGCAUCACCAGCAUGCAGGUGCAGACAGACGGCUCCACCCCUGGAGAGAAAGAUAUUCACACGUACACCAGCCUGCUGGAGAGCACGGAUCUGUCAGAAGGGGGCACGUCCCGAGCGUGUGGGAUGCUGCUGCAGUAUCGCCCCCCCGGGUCCCAGGAGCUCCAGCAGCUGCAGCUGGACACCACAGGAGACGACCGCAAGGGCCCGGCCGCCUGGCUAGCCGCCAUGCACAAGGCUGCCAAACUCCUGUAUGAAUCCCGUGACCAGUGACACUCACACUCUCACUCUCACACACACACACACUCUGCCCCUGAGAAGGAGACACGAAGAGAUGAAGAGAGGAGUGAAGAGAUAAAGAAGAGAGGAGUGAAGAGAUGAAGAGAGGGAUGAAGAGAUGAAGAGAGGAGUGAAGGAGUGGAGCCCCAAGUGAUCUUCAGUUCUGCAGUCUCUCCUCAGAGGCUCUCUGCAGCCCACCGGACCUGUGUGUGUGUGUGUGUGUGUGUGUGUGCGUGUGUGUGUGCGUGUGUGUGUGUGUGUGCGUGUGUGUGUGCGCGUGUCUGUGUGCGUGCGUGUGCGUGUGUGUGUGCGCGUGUCUGUGUGUGUGCGUGCGUGUGUGUGCGUGCAUGAGUCUGUAUGCUUCCACAAGCCUAUGAGUGUAUGUGUGUGUGAGGGCAUACAUACAUCCAUGUGUGUUAUUGUGACAGUGUGUGUGUUAUUGUGACAGUGUGUGUGUGUGUGUGUGUGUGUGUGUGUGUCUACGUCUACGUCUACCAGAGAGCUGCAGAAUGCUCAUUGACUCCAGUGCAAUAUAAUUACAACACACACACACACACACACACUCUCACUAAUCCAAGUACAAUAACGUGUGUGUGUGUUGAAUGAAUAUGGUUUUGUUUCUCUGGUAACAGAAUAAUACACACACACACACACACACACACUGCUUCAUACAUCAGCACACACUUAUCUCUGCUCCUCUUUGACGUGUAUGUGUGUGUGUGUGUGCGUGCGUGCGUAAGUUUAAUUUACUCUAAGUUCAUAUCUAUUCUCACUCCCACCUACAGGUGGGGCUCUGUACCAGAAACAUUCAUUUGGUAUUUUUGUACUUUUUUGUAUUUGUAUCCAGUCUGCCAUAUUAAAGGUGUUUUUUACCCACCUCA
Sardina pilchardus (European sardine) is the source of this 1714-nucleotide messenger RNA. RefSeq names its product zinc finger, FYVE domain containing 21 (gene zfyve21). The record is from RefSeq and is a predicted model, not a curated record. NCBI's taxonomy places the organism in Eukaryota, Metazoa, Chordata, Actinopteri, Clupeiformes, Clupeidae. The transcript has 8 exons. Gene Ontology annotation, molecular function: metal ion binding. Bases 78 to 827 code for a protein of 249 amino acids.